Patella vulgata (common limpet) is the source of this 10472-nucleotide messenger RNA. RefSeq lists its product as uncharacterized. Gene Ontology annotation, molecular function: nucleic acid binding. NCBI's taxonomy places the organism in Eukaryota, Metazoa, Mollusca, Gastropoda, Patellidae. The coding region runs from base 461 to 6571 and encodes 2036 amino acids. Gene Ontology annotation, biological process: DNA integration. The transcript has 3 exons. The record is from RefSeq and is a predicted model, not a curated record.
CACCAUCGAUGAGAUAUGCAGCAAAAUUUGGAUCUAGAGAUAAUGUGUACUGUAAGUUUUGUCGCCAUGCUUCAUAUGACGUGAUUGUUUCGUGUUUGGUUAGUGUCCACUGUUUCGGAGCACGACUAUUAGCCAUCUUGUUGUAUGAUUGUGAAACGCUGGGUGUAUUCACAGCUAGAGGAGAAACCGGGUCGCUUAUGUCAAAAAUGACGAUGUGUAGGACUGUUCAGACUUGGAUUGUUUUUGUUGUUUCAUUAACAAAGAGAACUUCUGGGAGCUCGUAGGUACGGCAAAAUCACUCCAGCCACAACUCCUGUUAACGGAUCGCUUACAUCACUAGUCAAUAUUACAAUAUUCAAGGUAAUCGUAAUCCAUUCAUACUUGACAGAGCGAGUAAGACGCUAGCCUCGUGAACAGCCUGUAACUGGAUAUGGGUUAUCACAAACAGAAAUGAAAUGAAAUGAGGUUUAACGUGUGGUAUUAUCCUAAACAAAUUCUACAAGGAAAUAAAAACAGAAAUCGAAUCACAAAGAUGUUCCUGGUAAGCAGUCAUAAGGUAUGGUACUUAGUCCUGUUGGUGUGUGUCUGUCUUUUGUUUAUUCAACAAGGAUGGUUGGAUACCCGAUACUGGAAGAUAUCCAACAAACUUCAAAAGUCGAACAGGUCUGCAGAUUUAUUAUUGGUUCUGUUCACCACGUGGAAAAUGGACCCCGAUAAAACAACGGUCCACACAAAUACGUUUCUGAACUGGAAACAAUUUAAGCCGCACGUCCAACCAGUUGUAUUUACUAAUGAAUCUGCUGUUAUUGCACAAGCUAUUGAAUACGGUUGGGAAUACCUGCCUCUUCUUCAUAUGUCACCUUAUAAUGUGCCCAUACUGAAAUAUAUGUACAUACAAGUUAAACACAAAUACAGAUCGAGUUUCUAUGCCUAUGUUAAUAGUGAUAUUUUAUUUGACGAUGGGUUGAUAAAAACAAUAACGGCUGUAAAUUCUGCGCCAUCUUUACCCAAAAAUAAAUCUCUGUUAAUUAUUGGACAAAGAACAAAUGUUCUUAAUGUGACUCUGGCUGAAUCGUCAACCUUUCAUAACCUUCAUAGGAUUUCAAAAAGGGGACGACUUUUUAAUACAGACGCGGAGGAUUAUUUUAUAACGGACCACAGUUUCCCUUGGGAGACGAUUCCAGAGCUUGCUAUUGGACUUACGGCUUACGAUAAUUGGCUAGUUCUGUUUGCACGGACUGGAAAUAUGACCGUGAUUGACUGUACGGCUACCAUGCUGGCUGUUCAUCAAACGACUAAGAAAGGAAAUAUGGAGAGUCACUCCCACGAUCAUAAGAAUGUAGCUACCAUAUCCCUUUAUUCUGAUUUGAUUCAAUUCGAUGAUGAUAAUAAUGUAAACGUUGAUAAUGUAAAUGUAAAUCAACAAGUUAAGCAGUCCCCAAACGGUUAUGUAAAUUCUUCACAUAACAGUGACAUGAUGACAAAAUUGUGUGAAGCUAUGUUAACACCAAAGUUGGAAUAUCUACACUUUGAUGGGAAUCCGCUGAAAUACGCAUCAUUCAUUCAUAAUUUCGAAACAUGUUUAGAAAGCCAAAACUCAGACAGUUCUAGGAGACUGCAGUUAUUGAUACAACAUUGUACUUUUAAGGCACGCGACGCGAUAGAAAGUUGCGUAAAUUUACCACCCGAGGAGGGGUAUGUCACAGCUAGAAAAACAUUACUAGAAAAUUUCGGUCGAUCACACAUUGUAGCAGACGCUCAUUUGAAAAAACUUGAGAAUUUAUCCCCAAUUAAAGUCGCAGACAGUGCGUCGUUGUUGGAGUUCGGACGUAAUUUGGAAGACACGUACAGAGUAUUAUCGGGAAUGGGACCAGAAUAUGUGACAGAUUUAAACCAUAUUAAUACAAUCAGAUCAUUAAAUAAAAAGUUGCCUUUACAUAUGAAAGCCAAAUGGGUAGAAGUAGCGGGUAAAAUCUUGGAUAAUGGUUCUCGCCCAAAAUUUAAUGAUUUUAUGCAAUUUAUAAAGAACCGUGCGAAGUUAGUUAACAACGAAUACGGAGAAGAUUUACUUUCUAAUAAUCACAGUCAUUAUAAUGAUAAACUUAAAGAUAAUAAUAAUAGUAAGCAACGAAAAUUUUAUAGUAGGCCUGUAACUACACUUGUAACGGAGGAAAGGAAGCCUUUGUUUAAACCAAAGGACACUGUUAGUAAGCAGGGUGCUACUAAUGUGAAAUGUUUACAUUGUUCUAUGUCACAUAAUAUCUGGAAUUGUGAAAAGUUUCUCAAUAUGUCUAAUCAAGAUCGUGUUAAAUUUGUCUUUGAGAACAGACUUUGUAUCAGCUGUUUACGAACUGGUCAUGUUGCUAAAGUUUGUGAUAAAACAUUUGUUUGUCAAAUUAAAGGCUGUAUGAGGAACCAUAAUACACUAUUACACGGUGCCGAUUUUUCUGCCUUUAGGAAGGACAUUACAACCGAAAACACUAACCUAAAGGAAGUUGCAAGUAAUAGAUCGGUUACAGCCGCUACUGGGGCUGGCGUCCCUCGCAUUUCUUUAGGUGUUAUACCCGUAAGACUAAAAAUAGGUCAAGGAAAAUCCUUUACGACUUACCUCGUACAGGAUACUGCCAGUGAAUUAAGUUUAUGUGCUGAAAACAACGUGGAGAUCCACGAGAAUGAUGAUACCCAAAAACUUACCUUGACUGGUGUGACCGGUUCAACGGAAAUUACCAGCCGAAAUGUUGAUAUUGUUGUUUCAUCGUUAGACGGAACUGUGUCGUAUAAACUAGAAAAUGUUAAAACUGUUAAAAACUUACCUAUUACUAAAAAUUGUAUCCCGAUGACGGAUGAUAUCAAGAGUUAUCCCCAUUUAGAUGAUAUUUCGUUGGGACACGUCGAUAUUCCUGAAGUAAGUUUAUUAGUUGGAUUAAAGGAGAAUCCCAGUUUGUUUAUCCCCCUUGAAUCUCGCUCUUCAGGAAAUGAACAUGAUCCGAUUGCCGUUCGGUAUAAUUUGGGAUGGAUGAUUCUUGGACCUUUAAAUGACUCGAAAAGUUGUGAUGAUUUUACAGUAAACUAUUUAAAAGUCGAACCGGUAACAGAUUCGGAUGAACUUUUAAAACAUCAACUUGAUCGUUUGUGGACCACAGAUUUUGCUGAUCUUGAAGUUGAUAAUAAAGUAGGAAUGUCGGUUAGUGAUAAGCGAGCUCUGGAAAUUAUAGAAAACAGUUUAACUAAAGUUGAUAACCACUACCAAGUAGCCCUUCCGUGGAAAAGCGUGACUCCCUAUCUUCCAAAUAACAGGACCGUGGCUGAAAACAGACUAAACGGGUUAAGGAGGCGAUUUCUACGAAACCCAACGUUAUUUGAUCGGUAUAAGGAUACCAUUCAAGGUUACAUCGACAGUGGUCAUGCUGAAUUAGUGCCAGCAGAGGAUGUGAACACGACAUCGCCAGUUUGGUAUUUACCGACUCACCCGGUAACACACCCUUUAAAACCUGAUAAGGUCAGGGUUGUGUUUGAUUGUGCUAGUAUAUUUCGCAAUACAUCUUUAAAUGAUCAAUUGCUUCAAGGACCGGAUUUAGCGAAUCAGUUAACUGGUGUUCUCUUACGAUUUCGGCAGGAUAAGAUUGGUAUUGUUUCGGACAUCGAGGCCAUGUUUCACCAAGUCCGUGUGGACCCGAAGGACUGUGAUGCUUUACGAUUUUUGUGGUUUAAAGACAGUGAUUUGUCUAGUUCUGUUGAAGAAUAUAGGAUGAUUAAACAUAUUUUUGGUGCAACAUCUUCUCCCUGUAUAGCGAACUUUUGUCUGAAAAUGUGUGCCAAAACUCAUGAAAGUGAAUUUAAUCCGGAAACAAUCUCGACUGUUCUAAAUAACAUGUACGUGGAUGACUUAAUGAAAUCGGUAGACACUAUAGCAAAUGCAACCAAGCUGUAUCACGAAGUGACCGAACUUUUGUCUUUAGGUGGAUUCCACAUAACUAAAUGGUGUAGCAAUGAUAGACAGUUCUUAGCCACCAUUCCGGAAGCGGAGAGAGCAAAAUCCGUUGUUAACCUUGACAUUGAAAAGUUGCCAACCCAAAGUACUUUAGGUAUCAAGUGGAAUACCGAAUCGGAUUGUUUUGUUUGGGAAAAUGCUGAUAAACUUUCUAAUAGCGCAUUAAACAAGCCUAUGACUCGUAGGGGUAUUCUUUCUGUUGCAUAUUCACUGUUUGACCCCCUCGGAUUUGUUGCGCCCUUUCUUAUGAAAGCCAAACUAUUGCUGCAAAUGUUAAGCAGGAAACAAUUAGGAUGGGAUGAUUCAAUUCCAGACAUUGAUAAAAAUCAGUGGAUUAGAUGGUUAAAUGAUUUGAAUCGUUUAUCGGAGAUUAAAGUUCCUCGGUGUUAUAAAUUACAAGACUCAAGUGAUAUUGUAGAUAUUCAGUUACAUGUUUUUUCGGAUGCCUCGAGAGUAGGGUAUUCGUCAGUAGCCUAUUUACGAUGUGUAGAUAGAGAUAUGAACAUCCAUUGUGCUUUUGUAAUGGGCAAGGCUCGGUUAGCUCCAUUGAAGGAGAUAUCAAUUCCUCGGUUGGAAUUAUCGGCUGCUGUUGUGUCCGUGAAAUUGUGUCACUUGAUAAAGAGUGAAAUUGACUUUGAAAUUAACAAAGUUGUGUAUUGGACUGACUCAAUGUCGGUUCUUAAGUGUAUUAACAAUAAAACUAAACGUUUUCACACUUUUGAAUCAAACCGGUUAACCGUUAUUCAUUUAGGUUCAAACCCCUCUCAAUUUAGGUACAUUGACAGGAACAUUAACCCCGCUGACGACGGGUCUAAAGGGUUAAAGAUGAAAUCGUUUAUUCAAAACGAUAGGUGGUUAACGGGACCUGACUUUUUGUAUCGUGAUGAGUUGUUUUGGCCGGAUAAAGUGAACAUUCCGGAAAUGAUGGAUACUGAUCCAGAAAUACGUAAAGAAGCUCAAGUGUAUGCUACGGUUAAUGUCCCGGACAGAACUUUGUUUGAUAAACUGUUUGAAUAUUUUUCAUCUUGGUGGAAAUUAAAAAGAGCUGUUGCUUAUCUGAUACGUCUAAAGACUAUUUUAAGAGACAAAGUGUCGGAACGAUUAAACGGGAGUAAACCAAGACAGUUAUUAAAAUAUUUGUCUGUACAAGAAAUAAGUUAUGCCGAAUCGCAAAUAAUUAAAUUUGUCCAGAAAGGAGAUUUUCCAAAGACGUAUAAAGCUUUAAGUUUAGAAUCUGAGUCUAAUAAAUCGUCAUUAAAGGAAGUUGGAUCUUCGUUGGUUAAAUUGAAUCCUCAACUGGAAAAUGAACUGUUAUGUGUUGGAGGUCGAUUGGAGAAUGCUUCAAUUGAUGGAUUGGCGAAACAUCCAGUAAUUUUGCCAUACAAACACUCGGUUACGGACUUAAUAAUUAGAGAGUGUCAUGUUAGUGUCGGUCAUAUGGGACAAGAAACGGUUCUUGCCACUUUAAGACAGAAGUUUUGGAUAAUAAAAGGCCGAUCAGCGGUAAGACGGAUACUUUCAAAAUGUGUAACCUGUCAGAGGAGAUCUAAGCCAACCGAAACUCAGUUUAUGGGCAAUUUACCGAAACAAAGACUUGUUGCUGAUAAACCACCGUUUUCGUGCGUUGGAAUUGAUUAUUUCGGACCUUUGUUAGUGAAACAGGGACGAAGUGUUGUGAAAAGGUACGGCUGCCUUUUUACUUGUAUGACUUCAAGGUCUGUGCAUAUAGAAAUUGCACAUUCACUAAACACGGAUUCUAUGAUAAAUGCCUUACGGAGAUUUGUUAGUGUUCGUGGUCAACCAGAGGAGAUAUGGAGCGAUAAUGGUUCGAAUUUCACAAGCGCGGAUAAGGAACUUAAAGAGGCACUUAAGGAUUUUAAUCAGUCUAAACUCUCUAGAUUUUGUGUUCAGCGGAAUAUAACUUGGAAUUUUAAUCCACCUGCGGCCAGCCACAUGGGUGGUGUGUGGGAGCGAAUGAUUCGUUCAGUACGCCAAAUAUUAAAAUCUGUAUUAAAGGAACAGUUAGUUUCGGAUGAAGUUUUAUUAACUGUUGUAGCUGAAGUGGUGUUUAUCUUGAAUAGUAGGCCGUUAACGAGAAACAGUGAUAGUGUUUUAGACGACGGGCCUUUAACACCAAAUCAUUUGUUGCAUCUUAGAUGUAGUAAUAGUUUACCCCCUGGUAUAUUCGAAAAGAAGGACUUAUAUUUAAAACGUAAAUGGAAACAGGCCCAAUAUUUGAGUGAUGUUUUUUGGCGCCGAUGGGUAAAGGAAUAUUUGCCUACAUUAUUGGAACGAUCUAAGUGGAAUCACGCCAAACGUAACAUUUGCAUUGGGGAUCUAGUGCUUUUAGCGGAUGAUAAUUACCCACGCGGUCAGUGGCCCUUGGCUCGAAUUGUGGAAGUAUUUGUGUCUAAGGAUGGGUUUGUGCGCACCGUUAAGCUUAAAACAAAAGCAACCGUUGCGACUUGUGCAAAGCAUCACAAGGAUGCUAAUAUUAAAGAUGGUUAUGUGGUUCUUACUCGACCAAUUCAUAAAGUAUGUUUACUUGAAUUGGACGAACCUGUUAUCUUAGAUAAUUAGUUAUUGAUGUACAUGUAUGUUAAAGUAACUGUUUGGAAAUCUGUAAUUUGUAUUUAUUAUUGAGUUAGCCAUAAGAAUUAAAAUGGUAGCUAAUUGGUUUUUUUGUACAUAAAAAUGUUUACUGUCAUUUUUAUGUAGGGGCUGGUGUAGCUACCAUAUCCCUUUAGUAUAUGUUUAAUAGUGUUAUUUUGUAAAAUGUAUAAGGGUAGAGUUUGAUGUCUACUUUCGGUUUCACUGGUUUUCGGAAAAUCUUACUGGCGGUCUUAAUCCGAGCCUCGGUUUGAGAGUUCGCGGUAAAAAUAUAAUGAUGGCGUGUUGUCAUUUCCAAGUGUGGACGGUUUAUUCGGUAUUUGUUUGAGGAUGUGACCCCAAACAACUUGAAAACCAGUGAAUUCCGUGAAUUUGUUAAUGUGCGGUUAGAUGCGGAUAUCUAAACCCAUUCAGUAAACUGUUUUUCUAAUACAUAUAUGAUUUAGUAUGUACAUCGGUUGACUGUUGUGAAUUUCACUGUGUUUCAAAUAUGGGAUAGAGUUCAGCGGUUAUUAUUCUAAUAAACUUUGAACUUUUACUUUGUUUUGAGUUUAAAUACACUGUGCAGUGGGCACAAAGAACUAUAACUUGGAGGUGAUAAGUAAAGUUUAUAAGACAGUAGAUUACAGCGGUGGUUCAACUCAUUGUACCAACUGGAUAACGAGAUACAACGGCACAUCAAAACUUGUAACAUUUCUUCAAAGACCGACACCUGCUUGUCAACUUAUAUUAAUACCUAAAACAAAACAAAAUACCUAACACUUCUCCAAACACCAACUUUUUUUCAGGUGGUUCAGCAUGUCAGUGACUCGAAAACGCAAAAAGAAGUUGAUUAUGCGAUUAUUUUAGCGUUAAUAAAAUUCAAGGAAAUGAAAUAAAAUUUGUUGAUGCUUGUUAAAAACCCAGUUAAUCUCUGUAGAAUAAUUAAUUGCAUCUCAAUCUGUCUGAACCUAAAUGAAAUGGAGUUUAACGUCCCACUGUUCUGCUCCGACUGGGCUAAUGAAGACGGGCAUAGGAUAUUAACCUACCCGAGGUUGAUAUGAUAGAGAACACGCGGGCGAGCGAGAGUAGGUUUAUAUCCGACAUAUACAACGCUAUUUCACCCUUAAAUUUAAUGUUCCAUUAAAAGGCAACAAUGAUUGGAUAAUUGCUCGAUAGUUUCCGCCAAAUAGCGAACAUUACGGAAGUAAUCACGUGAAUGUACGUGCAUGUUUUUGUUUAUACGUCCCCUUUUUGGAGUAAUUGAAUUGAAAGCAAAAACAAAAUGGAGAGUAAUACGAAGUCAGGCAAAUAAUCAAUUCUUUUUAGCCAACAUAUUGACGAUGGAAUAGAUGUGAAUGCAAAUAUCGAUGUGGAUGUAUCCAAGGCCUGGAGAAAAUUUGGAUCAAAAGGCAAUCUUUUCCGAUAAUUAUGACAGUGAACUGUGAUUGAAGGUUUUCGGUAUGUUCACAGAAGGAUUUGACCGACUGUUUUAAGUGGACUGUACCCAAAAAUACUUUACAAGGAACUCUUGGGCGAUAAAUACUUUCACGUCUUGGAGUGUGGAGAAAUAAUCGAAAUGUGGACGGAAAGAAAAUUCGGCAAUACUAUAUACCGUAAAACACCGGAAAACACCAUCUUAUACUGAAUACCGGAAAACACCGGAAAAACACUAAAUACCGGAAAACACCCUAAAUACCGGAAAACACCCUAAAUAGGUAACCCGGAGCCUGGUCCUCUGUGUGCGGGUUUGGACCAAGUGAGCGCCGAUGAAGGAAGGUCAAGGUCAUUACGAUGUUCGUUUUACAAAUAGCCCCCCACCCCCCCCAAAAUUUUUUUUUUUCAAACUCCGGGUUACUAAAUAGCUACCGGAAAAAUUAGAAGAGUAAACUGUGCCCGAUGGGGGUGGAAUUGUCCAGUCACGUGACGAACAUAGACCUUCCGUUCCUCAACCCAUAUUAUUUCCACAGUCAUUGUCAUUAAUCACAAAUUACGGGAUGAUAUACGAAAAUGCAGGUUUACUUUGAAAUAGUGCAAAUGAUACUUUUCCAUCUACAAUCUUCAGAUCAAAGGAUGCAAGUUCUUACACAGUGCAGCAUAAUUUGUGCAACAGAAGACAUCUCGAAUAUCGAUUGUCGGAAAAAACAUUUUCUCGGGGACAUUUUUUCCGAAUACGCAUUCGGUAUAAGUCUUCAGCCACCAGGAAGUGGUUAACAUAGUAAUGUUUCAUUACGAAAGUAGUACAUAAAACAGAUUGGUUGCCUGAGGUUCUCGGGUGGGAAAGUAGCCUCAUCGGCUAGAGUCCUAAAAACAACAAUUGCUUCCUUGAAAAUUUAUCGAUCAACCCACUUUACAGACGUCCAGCUUACCACAUCCCGUCAAUGCAGUAAGAUAGAAUAUGUAGUUUUUUAAUGGACAAUUGGGCGAAAGUUGGGGUUUUCUCAAGGAAAACUGGUCAACAAGUUGGGGAAAAAAGCUCGAAAAGUAAUCCAGAAAAAAAUCCUGUGUGCGGCCCUCGGAAUAUGAUGGAAUAUUAUUAUGGUUCAAGUGAUUAUAUUUGACCCUGGAAUGAAAGUAAGCUCAGAAACAAGUAGAUUUUUAGCCCUUCCAACGAGAUGGAUAGCUCUUGGAUAGGAUAGACACUUUUCAGAUUACAGCCUGUCCGAGAAUUGCGUGGCAUCCAUUUCGUUUGGUGAUUAGGACACAUAGCGGUUAAACCUGGAACUUCAACUCGAACUAUUCAGAGAUUUAUUAACUCGCUGGUGGUCUGAGGCCCAGCCGCCUCUGACAACCGAUAAGUUGUAACUGUACUUGUUGCCCUGGGCCAAUCAAGAAAUGUAGGAUUGUGGCACAAAUUUCUGGAGAAAGUGACAGAGGCUCAUAUUUUGGUAGAUUGUUUAGUCAUUUCCACUUUGCCCAGAUUAAGCGGGGUGCUGACCAGACUGCAGCCAAGAGCCCCAAUGUUAAAGGCGCCCCCCAAAUUAGUUCUAAAAAAAUAUGUUAUGAUUUGAUUUAUUAUGGUGUGCCAAAUAAAUCUAUCAACCAUACUGACAUACAAAUUGCAUUUGUGUGCGACGGACAAUGACCAGAAUAUGCCUGUUGACAUUUUCAGCCAAGGGACUGAUGACUUACAGAUUAGAUUUCACAACCGGAUUAAUAUUUCCAUAAUAUUCAAAAUGAUGCUUGUUUUUCUUUACUCGUAGGUCGUUUAGUUCUUGAUUGUUGCUAACUAUGUUCUCAUCUUCAGGACUUAAUCAUAAUCCCUUAACCAAGUGUCAAUGUAUGGUAUGCCGUAGCUCAAAUAUACGUCAAAUCCAUUCUAGCAUGGGGGAUCACGUCGCAAAGUGGGUAAGGCGCUGGCUCGCUAGCCUGGAGGUCGGGUGUUCGAUCCCUGCAUUGGCCAAGAAAGUUCAUCUCGAUUUUCCGGCGUGGUUUCCCCUUGUCAGUGAUGCAGAACGGAGGGCCAGACAAGGACAGCUGCCUAGUCGUUCGGAUGGGACGAAAAACCGAGGUCCCGUGUACACAUUGGCGUGCACGUAAAAGAUCCCUUGGCAGUUGGAAUUCGAUAUAAGAGUAGGUCGUAGCGCCGCUGCCCGGACAAAAUUUCCCUCAUAGCACACUGUAUGGCGUAUGCCCGUCUUCAAUUAGCCCAGGUUAGGUGCAGAAGAGUAGGACGUUAAACCCCAUUUCAUUUCAUUUCAUUUCCAUUCUGGCAUGUGACGCCCCCCCCCCUUGGUCUGUCUACCCUCGGAGGCCCCAGCACGCCUCUGGGCUUUAUUAUUUAUUAGAUAUAAUAGGAAUUUAUAUGACUUUUCAUCCAUUGAUAAUUAAAGCUUAUUUAAGAAGAAUAUUACAUUACAUUUGUUACAAUUAAAAACUUGCUCUACAUGAA